Molecule: messenger RNA, 2281 nt
Organism: Aspergillus campestris IBT 28561
Lineage: Eukaryota; Fungi; Ascomycota; Eurotiomycetes; Eurotiales; Aspergillaceae
Exons: 4
Coding region: 51-2216 (721 amino acids)
Biological process (GO): fatty acid metabolic process
Molecular function (GO): oxidoreductase activity, acting on the CH-OH group of donors, NAD or NADP as acceptor; NAD+ binding
Source: RefSeq, a predicted model, not a curated record
GUCGUGUCUUCGCUCAUCACACCGGUCAGUCAUUGUCAUAUAUAGCCAUAAUGUUGUUCUCCUCUCUCCGCACCCUCUCCUUCCGGGGCCCCUCAGUCGCCUCUCGCGCCUUUAGCACUUCUCCUGUGGCCCGCGCUGCCGAGGUUAAGUCGCUUGGUGUGAUCGGAGCUGGUCAGAUGGGUCUGGGUAUUGCGCUCGUUGCAGCUCAGAAGGCCGGGGUUCCUGUCACUCUCGUGGAUACCUCCCAAGGGUCGAUCGACAAGGGUCUGAAGUUUGCCGACAAGCUUCUGGAGAAGGAUGUCGCCAAGGAGCGUCUCACCCGCGACGCAGCGGAUCUUGUCCGCUCCCGCAUCACCCCCACCCUGAAGAUGGACGACCUGUCGUCCGUUGACUUCGUGAUCGAGGCCGUCCCCGAGAUCCCCGACCUGAAGACGGGCAUCUUCUCCAAGCUGGCCCAGAUUGCGCCCAAGCACGCGAUCCUCGCGACCAACACUUCGUCCAUCUCCAUCACCAAGAUCGCCGCGGCGACCACCACGGACCCCAAGGAUCUCCAGGCCGCCUCGCGCGUCAUCUCCACGCACUUCAUGAACCCCGUCCCGAUCCAGAAGGGCGUUGAGAUCAUCGCCGGCCUGCAGACCUCCCAGGAGACCAUCGACACCUCGCUCAAGUUCAUGGAGCGCAUGGGCAAGGUCUCCUCCGUCUCCGCCGACUCUCCCGGCUUCCUGGCCAACCGCAUCCUCAUGCCCUACAUCAACGAGGCCGUUAUCUGCCUCGAGACUGGCGUCGGUGGCCGCGAGGACAUCGACAACAUCAUGAAGAACGGCACCAACGUCCCCAUGGGUCCUCUGACGCUGGCCGACUUCAUCGGUCUGGACACCUGUCUGUCCAUCAUGAACGUUCUGCACCAGGAGACUGGCGACAGCAAGUACCGUCCGUCCGGUCUGCUGAAGCGGAUGGUCGACGCUGGCUGGAAGGGCCGGAAGGCCGGAAAGGCCCCGCAGCCGCCGUCUCUCCAACCCGAAAAUUUUCUCCGCUCGGCGCCCAGGAACAGACAGACGAACCUGCAACAAACCACCAGGCAGGAGUACAAUUACCUGCACAGUACCCUGAUCCAAUUACCGAACAUGUCAAAACAAUUACAGCUCACGCUCUCAACGAGCCUCGUCCUCGCCGAACAGCUCCAGUCGGCUUUUUCCGCCCCGCCGUCCGACACGUCCUCCCCCACUGGCGACCUCUCAGCAAAAGAUGCCCUACCGCUCCUAUCCGCAGCAGCCACGGAGCUGAAGUCCCAGGUCACGAAGCUUUCUCUUCUCGCCAUUACCUCGCCGUUCACACACACGGCCGUCACAUCCGUGCUUGCCACGCUGAACGAAUCCAUCCUUCCAUCGCUCGUCACUGCCGCUCUACUGGUCACGCCGUCGAUGCACACAAAGGCCUUCCGGGCGGAGAUCGAAGUCCAGGUCAAGACGGCGCUGCGGGAGGUGCGCGAUCUUCUGAAAGAGGUCCAAGUGGUGGCGGGGAAGAAAGACGCAGCGACGAGCCAGAGCGAGCUGUCGCAGGCGGAGAAGGACUCCGUCAUGGUAGCUGCGGGACGCGUCUGGGACGUCUGCGACACAUUGGUUGAUAUUGCCGCGAAGGGCGUCGUGGGGUUCGUUGUGCGCCGCGUGGAAGAGUGGAGGGAUCUGGUGCGCGAUGCGGUGGAGGAGAUCGAGGAGUGGGAUCCUGACGAGGAGGGUGAUGAAUUCUUCGACGAGAUUUUGAGUGAUAAAGGCGAUGACGACGACGAUGACGAUAAUGAUGAUGAUGACGAGGACGAAAGCAACGCUGCGCUGCACGAGCAGAAAAAGACCAGCGUCCGCAUCCUCAAGCCCGUUGCGCAGAUUUACCCCGCUAUCGUCAAAAACCGGCUGGGAAGCGUUCCGGAGCUGUCUUCGUCGCUCGCCAGCAAGCUUGAGCUCCUUAUGCAGAAUCUCCAAGAUAUACCUGGAUUGAUCGACGAAGUGGCGGGGGCGUUGUACGAGGAGAACUCAGAGAAGUGUGUGCAGUAUCUCGUGCGGGUGAGGAGUUGCGCCAAUAAAGUUAUGCAGUCGGUGGAAUUAUCUUGGAUUGCGGACGGGAGUUCGAAGGAGGACAAAUUCACGGCUUGGUCGAGAACGUGGUUGAAGGUGAUGGACGAAGUCAGCAAGCCUGUUCUCGAUUCGGGGAGCUCGAAAUAACAUGAUACGGCUGUCUGCCCGUUUAACGCCUACACAAGAUCCUUGUUUAGAUUAUAUAUGAAUGC